Molecule: messenger RNA, 2210 nt
Organism: Corylus avellana
Lineage: Eukaryota; Viridiplantae; Streptophyta; Magnoliopsida; Fagales; Betulaceae
Product: ATP binding microtubule motor family protein
Biological process (GO): mitotic spindle organization; microtubule-based movement; spindle elongation
Cellular component (GO): microtubule associated complex
Molecular function (GO): microtubule motor activity; ATP binding; microtubule binding
Source: RefSeq, a predicted model, not a curated record
CGGUCGCCAACAUCCAUUUCUAGGUAACCUCUCUCGUUUGUUCUGUAUCUCUCUCUUGCUCUCUGUAGCCCGAACUGUAAAAUCUUUCCUACUCCUUCAAAGACCAUGAACCCCAACUCCAUCUCCAAGGUCAGAGUCAUUGUGAGGGUGCGUCCCUUUCUCCCCCACGAGAUCUCCGACAAGAACAAUGACCGUACACCAUGCGUUUCAGUUCUUGAUCAAGAUUCUGAGUACGGUGAAGAAGUCGCCGUUUAUCUCAAAGAUAAGGAUACCAGCCGAAACGAGUGCUAUCGGUUGGACUCUUUCUUUGGCCAGGAGGACAACAAUUUGGGUCGGAUCUUUUACAAAGAAGUGAGCCCUUUGAUUCCUGGAAUUUUCCAUGGUUGCAAUGCAACGGUGUUUGCCUACGGGGCUACCGGCAGUGGAAAGACUUAUACCAUGCAGGGCACUGAUGAGCAGCCAGGUCUGAUGCCACUGGCCAUGUCUACAAUUCUCCCAUUGUGCCAAAGCACAGGAAGCACAGCAGAGAUCUCGUACUACGAGGUAUAUAUGGACAGGUGUUAUGAUCUUUUAGAGCUCAAAGCGAAGGAAAUAGCGAUUUUGGAUGAUAAAGAUGGGAAAAUUCAUCUUCGGGGACUAUCUCGGGUCCCUGUAAAGUCGAUGUCCGAAUUCUAUGAGGCAUUUUCUUGUGGGGUUCAGAGGCGGAAAGUUGCCCACACGGAUCUCAACGAUGUCUCUAGCCGGAGCCACGGGGUGCUUGUGAUUUCUGUUUCCACUCCUUCAGGUGAUGGCUCUGUGGCUGCUGUUACUGGGAAGCUCAACCUCAUAGACUUGGCAGGUAAUGAAGAUAAUAGAAGGACCUUCAAUGAAGGGAUUCGUCUCCAAGAGAGUGGGAAGAUCAACCAGUCCUUAUUCGCAUUGUCGAAUGUGAUUUAUGCACUGAACAAUAACAAACCACGCGUGCCCUAUAGAGAAAGCAAAUUGACCCGAAUAUUGCAGGACUCUCUUGGUGGAACAAGCCGUGCUAUAAUGGUUGCUUGCCUGAACCCGGGAGAGUACCAGGAAUCUGUUCAUACUGUCAGCUUGGCUGCCCGUUCCCGGCACAUCUCCAAUUUCGUAUCUUCAGCUCAUAAGCUAGAGACCCCAAAGGAUAAAAUGGACAUGGAGGCCAAGCUGCGCGCUUGGCUUGAAUCUAAAGGCAAGACAAAGAGCGCACAAAGAUUUGGAGCAUUCAACUCUCCUUUUAUGGGAAAAACUCCCAGUUCUGUUAGCUCUGUUAAGAAACCCAGUAUCUUUCGCAGCUCUGUGAAAGCAAAGGCUUCAACCAACCGAGGUGUCUGUGAGGCAAAAGAAAGGUUUAUUAUACCUGAGCCUGUCAUGAAUUUGUUUAACAAUGAAGGUCCAGUGGAUGCUUGCUUGGAGAUUGAGCAAGUUGCUGGCAUGUCAAAUAAGGAAGAGGUUGAGGUUACUGCUGAUGGAAUUCUGUCAAAUACUUACUUGCCCGAUGAAGCAUCUGAUAAAGAGGAGAAUAUGACAGCUGCUGCCAAGAGUGUUGGGUCAUCCCCAGUUACUGAGAAGACAAAUGCACUGCAGAGUUCUUCAAGAAAAGUUCUUUCCCAAAUAGACACCAAUAUAACUCAAAAACCCCUUGAGGGACUCUCAUCCACAGACCAAACAUGCCCAGAUUUCUUUGAGCAAAUUACUCCCAAAAAACCUUUCAUUGAGACCUCUGCAAACAAGCUGCAAAUAUUUGGCACCCCACUUGAUAAAUUCAAUGCACAGAGCUCCAAUUUGAAGAGCUAUCUUAUUCAAGAGUAUAUUGACUUCUUAAAUACGGCCAGCAAAGAGGAGCUGCUAGAGUUAAAGGGGAUCGGAAUAAAAAGGGCAGAGUACAUAAUUGAACUCCGAGAAACAAGCCCAUUCAAAUCGUUGAGUGAUUUGGAGAAGAUAGGCCUUUCAUCCAAGCAGGUUCACAACUUGUUCACCAGAGCUGCAAGAGGGAUUCUUGAUAGACCAGAAGAUUCAACUCCUAGUUGUUCAGAGAUUUAUUAAUAUUCUGUGUGUCUUAUAUGUAUUUGUAUCAACCAUGUAACGCAGCCCGAGGAGGUUUGAGAUUAUUGAAUGUAAAUUUAGUCUGGAAUUUGUUUUAUUAGUUAUUUAUUUGAAAUGAUUCAGUGGAUCUGAUAUAAGUUGACAACGGCAACCGACUU